This is a messenger RNA of Artibeus jamaicensis (Jamaican fruit-eating bat), 1190 nucleotides long. It is a transcript of the gene CZIB, whose product is annotated as CXXC motif containing zinc binding protein. The coding region runs from base 102 to 584 and encodes 160 amino acids. The transcript is spliced from 8 exons. The record is from RefSeq and is a predicted model, not a curated record. Lineage: Eukaryota; Metazoa; Chordata; Mammalia; Chiroptera; Phyllostomidae. Gene Ontology annotation, molecular function: zinc ion binding.
UGUGGCCAGCCCCAGGGUACGCAAGCGGCGCACUCCCUUCCCCGUUUACGACAGACCGUAAAGUAGCGACUGCGGAAAGCGCCGGCCUGAGCCAGGCCACUAUGGGGAAAAUCGCGCUGCAGCUUAAAGCCACUCUGGAAAACGUCACUAAUCUCCGGCCCGUGGGGGAAGACUUCCGGUGGUACCUAAAGAUGAAAUGUGGCAACUGUGGUGAGAUUUCAGAGAAGUGGCAAUACAUUCGACUGAUGGACAGUGUGGCACUGAAGGGAGGCCGUGGCAGCGCUUCCAUGGUCCAGAAGUGCAAGCUGUGCGCAAGAGAAAACUCCAUUGAGAUUUUGAGCAGCACCAUCAGAUCUUAUAAUGCUGAAGACAAUGAGAAGUUCAAGACCAUAGUAGAGUUUGAGUGCCGGGGCCUUGAACCAGUUGACUUCCAGCCCCAGGCUGGGUUUGCUGCUGAGGGUGUGGAAUCGGGGACAGUCUUCAGUGACAUUAAUCUGCAGGAGAAGGACUGGACUGACUAUGAUGAAAAGGCUCAGGAGUCUGUGGGAAUUUACGAGGUCGCCCACCAGUUUGUGAAGUGCUGACCCCUCCACUGUCACACUUGCCUCUAAGAGCUGAGAAGGGACAGUGUGCCCCACGCAGCAGAGCCCACUGAGGCUGGUACCCUCAUCCCGCAUCUCCUGGCAGCUGUCCAAGCCCUCACAGUCUGCAUGCUGGGCUCUGUCACAGCAUCCCAAACCCCACCAAUAAAGCCGUUUGUGCUGUACUCAUGCAUGAAGGUGGCAUCAGGGAGCAGCCACUCCCUCCACAAAUAAGAAUUCAUGUUGGAGGUCUUUUACUGCUCCUGACACCUUCCACAGUGUGGACUCUUAUACCUGAUCCAGUUUGCAAAAUAUGAAGAGCACGCAGCUAAGGGCUCUCCAGCUCGCGGGGAAUGGGCAGGUUGAUCCACAGAACCAAAGGUGCUGAGGCCACUGGUAUGAAGCGCAGUCGAGCCUGUGGAAGGAUGCCAUAAACCCUGCGGCCCUGAGCCAAAACACUGCAUUGAUUAACCUGGCUCUUCAGAAAAUGCAGGCAUCUCUGUUAGCUGGUGUCGCUUCGUAUUACAGGGCCAGAAGGGACUGCAGAGGUCAGUAAUCUAGGCCAGGCAUGAAUUGCUCUAUAAAUAAAUUCCAGCUGGGUAGUCAUUA